AUGGCUCGGGGGUCGGGAGCCGGUGAACCGAGCAUCCCGACGCUGGAACGACGCGAGACAGAGAGCUUGAUUGCAAAGGCACUCGAGGCGUCGGAACAAGCGAGCGAGGAUCGCGAAGUUAUCGUAGGCGCUGGGUGGAUGGCUCAGACGGCACGCCUGGAAGGUAAGUCGCAGGCGGACGUGGAUAAGAUCUACGAGGCUGGGGUGGCCGCGGGGCAAGCGGCGAUUCGUGGAGGGUCGACCGCUAAGUGGGCAAUUGUUGCUGCUGCACGGGCCGCGGGCGCUGCCAUCAUGAGCGGCCAGACUGCCGAGGAGGCUGCUGACGCGGGCAAGCGCAUCGUUGCGCUUGCUCUCACCACCAAGGAGAAGCAAGAGAGGAUGGCGGACUCGGUGGGUGGAGGAAAGCUGAGCUCGCUGCUAUUUGUGACCGUCGACGCUGCAAUAUCGGCCAUCCUUUCCGGCGUGCCCACGCAUGUUGCGAUGCUCGCUGGCACGGCUGCCUCAGUGGCUGCGGUGGCGGCGGCUGAGGCUCACACCAAUUACCCCAUCGCAGGCAGCAAGGUGGCGGGCAAAAUCAUUGCCCAAGGCUACACAGGCAAGCAGGCGGCGGCGGCAAGCAGGGCCGCGGGGGAAGCUGCCUACUCAAUGCGAGAAGAGUUUCCCGAGGGCAGCAAGUACCACAACACUCCGAUGGCGGGGAUCGCAAUGGGGGAGGUGGGCGAAAUUGUGGGCUUCGCCGUCGCCGACGGCAAGCCAGAGGAGGUGAAGCCGUCGCGCCUCGCCAAGCUCAUUCGGGCGGUCACCGGUGCGACGAAGGCUGUUGCCGACACCUACGAGUUCCCUCUGCAAUCGCAAGCACUCGCAGCAGCGGCCGCUGCAGCAGCGGCAAGCGCAGCCGAGGCAGUGUACCAUGCCGGCUACAAGGGAGAGAGCGCCAUUGCCGCUGCGGGUAAGGCAGCUGCCUCGGCGAUCAUCGAUGGGAAGACUGGCGCGGAAGCGGUCGCUGCUGGCAAGGCAGCAGCGGCACACGCCGUUCAACAGAUUCGCGGCAAUGCUUCGGUGUCCGGAACCGAAGUUGCCUUGGCUGCUGCCGCUAUCGUGGCCGCUGCCAUCGCGGUGAAGUUUCUUCGUCGGUAA
Molecule: messenger RNA, 1137 nt
Organism: Emiliania huxleyi CCMP1516
Lineage: Eukaryota; Haptophyta; Isochrysidales; Noelaerhabdaceae
Exons: 3
Coding region: 1-1137 (378 amino acids)
Source: RefSeq, a predicted model, not a curated record